AGCAGCGCAGCGCUAACGGUCGUUCAGCUCGGUAACGGGCCGCAGAGAAGAACCGGACACACGGACACACCGCAGACACCAUGCCGCGGGUCUACAUCGGCCGGCUGAGCUACCACGUCCGUGAGAAGGACAUCCAGCGGUUCUUCAGCGGGUACGGGAAGCUGCUGGAGACGGACCUGAAGAACGGCUAUGGAUUCGUAGAGUUCGAGGAUAACCGGGACGCAGACGACGCCGUGUACGAGCUGAACGGGAAGGAGCUGUGCGGGGAGCGGGUGAUCGUGGAGCACGCCCGGGGGCCACGGCGAGACCGAGAUGGCUACGGUGGGGGUUACUGGGGUGGUGGGCGCAGUAGCGGUUACAGCAGCCGGAGCCGCACUGGCAGGGAUAAGUACGGACCUCCAGUCCGUACUGAGUACCGUCUCAUCGUGGAGAACUUGUCCAGCCGCUGCAGUUGGCAAGACCUCAAGGACUUUAUGCGUCAGGCAGGAGAGGUGACUUAUGCAGAUGCCCACAAGGAACGCACAAAUGAGGGUGUGAUUGAGUUUCGGUCCCACUCAGACAUGAAGAGGGCCAUUGACAAGCUGGACGGUACAGACAUCAACGGACGGAAGAUUCGACUAGUGGAGGACCAACCUCGCAAACGAAGGUCUUACUCCGGCAGCCGCUCAAGAUCUCGGAGCCGCCGCCGCUCCCGCAGCAGGAGCUCCAGGAGUCGCUCCAGAUCCCACUCUAGGUCUCGUUCCCCUAGCAACAAGAGACGUCGCCAUUCCCGCUCCAGAUCCGGAAGAAAGUCUCGCUCCAAGUCAGGAGAAAGCAAAUCACGAUCUCGGAACCGCAGGUCCCGUUCUGGGUCCCGCAAAUCGAAAUCCCGGUCUCGUUCGGCUGACCGGAAAUCAAAGUCCCGUUCUAAGAGUCUUUCAAAGGUAAAGUCAGAGCGGGGUUCUCGCAGUCGAUCCAAGGAGAUGUGUGGCGACAAGUCCCGCAGUCCUUCACCGUCCCCGAUGGAGAACGGGAAAGAGGAGCGUGUCGCUAAAUCUCCCUCCCGCUCCCCGUCUCCUCAAGAGGCUGACCGCCGAUCCAAGUCCAGGGAGAAACGUUCAGCCUCCCGCUCAAAGUCUCGCUCAAGGUCUCGCUCAAGGUCUAGAUCAGCUUCUCAGGAUUAGUGGAGUUAAAAAAAAAAAAAGAGGUGUUUCUCUAAUCGUUGAGCUUGAUCCCUAUGCUGUACAUACUGAGCAGUGUUGUCAUACUGGCUUAUGCUUCCUUGCUUGUCUACUUUUCUCCUACAAGUGUUAACUUGUCUUAAACAUGUUUUAAAUUCAGUGUUAUUAGAGGAUGCACCAUAAUUCUUAUUUUGAUUUAUGUAUCGGCUCCUCUUAAAAAAAAAAAAGUUUACUUUAAUUCAAAGUGUGAUUGAGUCACAAUAACUUAAACUUGAUUGGUAAACUGUAGGCUUGUCAUACCAGUCUGUUUUAAUCAAAGACUGAAUAUAGCUCAGUAAAACUUUAGUUUUAUUUUACUGUAAGUGGUCCCAGUCCAUUUGUGUGGAGCAACCGUCAGACAGUCUGAUGCAACAGUUCUGUUUUCACAUUCAUUCAGCUGUGUGGUUGUGGGAGAAAAGUAGCGCUUGGCUGGAGCAUCGGAGUGGGGUAUCCCUUUUGAGCUGCAGUCUCAAUAAUUGCUUUCUCAUAGAAUUGGCCAAUCUUUGUGUUUUAUUGCGGUACUCCAAAAUGCACAACUGGGAUGCAAGAACUUGUACUGAAGAAUCGCACAUUUACAAAAGAAUAAGGGUUUGUAUUUCAACUGGCAUUCUUGGGGGACUAUUAUGAUCUCAUUUUAACUUGUACAUAAACUGCGUGAUCCGCAACGAAAACCGAUUUCUUCCUUUUGUUGUUACAAACUUGUGGAAGAUCCUUUACUUUCUGGAUUUUUGUCAUCCUAGCGCUCCGAGGCCUCAAAUCCAACGUCCCAUUUUUCUCACAUUUAGCGCUUAGUUUGGAUUGCAGCCAUGAUGAAGUCAUUUUCAAUUUGUAUUUCCCUGCGAGUUAGAUCCUGGGGUUCUGGGUUUUGUCAAGCCUCUGCUCAUUUAAAGUGUGCAUCUAGUUCUGGAGUUUUUGUACUUAAAAGGAGCAUCAUUCACAUGAGUGUCUGUGGGUUUAUCAAACACCACCAGACUUAGUAAAUACACCUCUUUCUCCAUCUUGUGGAACAGAUUUUUUUUUUUCUCUGUGCAAAUGAGAUAUAAAAUAAAAAUGUGUUUUUUUUGUAUGUUCAAUUAAAGAUCUUAAUGAAGAAA
Anoplopoma fimbria (sablefish) is the source of this 2293-nucleotide messenger RNA. RefSeq names its product serine/arginine-rich splicing factor 6-like. Gene Ontology annotation, cellular component: ribonucleoprotein complex; nucleus; cytoplasm. Bases 81 to 1163 code for a protein of 360 amino acids. Gene Ontology annotation, molecular function: mRNA binding. The record is from RefSeq and is a predicted model, not a curated record. Gene Ontology annotation, biological process: alternative mRNA splicing, via spliceosome; mRNA splice site recognition. The transcript has 6 exons. Lineage: Eukaryota; Metazoa; Chordata; Actinopteri; Perciformes; Anoplopomatidae.